Molecule: messenger RNA, 1340 nt
Organism: Gastrolobium bilobum
Lineage: Eukaryota; Viridiplantae; Streptophyta; Magnoliopsida; Fabales; Fabaceae
Exons: 1
Coding region: 94-1191 (365 amino acids)
Source: RefSeq, a predicted model, not a curated record
GUUUCACAUUGAACUUCGUGUGAAUCUUGAAUUUCAAUGAAAUAAUCAGCUUUUCAUUUUUCAUUUUCUAUUUUUAAAAAAUUUAGCCUGAAAAUGGAGAUUUCGAGUGGAGGUUGUUCUCCUAGGAUUAGGUCUGAUCAUUUGAGGAAAGAGGGAUCCGAGGAAACCCCUUUACAACAAGGUUUAGAGUUGGAAGUCUCUGAUCGUGUUCAUUAUGGUGAUCAUCACAAUAAUCAAAUCCAAUCGAUGAAUGCUUUGGAUAUUCUGAGAGAGACUGUCAGGAUUCUUAGGUUUAAUUCGUGGGGUUUCAUGGCAAUCACUGUUAUGCUCAUUUGUCCUGUUUCUGCUGUGCUUCUGUCCAAUGUGAUGGUGGAUGAGUCUAUUGUGAAGAAUCUUAGUAUUAGGCUUAUGUUGGUUGCCAAAACUAGUGGUCUCCCUCUGAGACCUCUUAUCAAACAAUCUUGCCAGCGUUUUGCGGAGAUGGUGAUUUCUUCUGCCAUGUGUUUCCCUUUGUAUGCCACGUUGUUGUUAUUGUCAAAAGCUGCGGUUGUGUAUUCUGUAGAUUGUACUUAUUCGAGAAAGAAGUUUGAUUAUUCCAAGUUUUGUGUGAUUAUCGCUAAGUUUUGGAGGAAGAUUGUUUCGACGUAUAUGUGGGCUUGUACAGUUGUAGUUGGUUGCAUCACCAUGUUCUGUGUGUUCCUUGUUGCAUUCUGCAGUGCAUUAGCUGUUCUUGGAUUUUCUCCAGAUGUUGUUGUGUAUGCUGCGGUGAUGGUAGGGCUAGUUUUCUCUGUUGUGUUUGCCAAUGCCAUAAUCAUUUGCAACAUUGCAAUGGUGAUCUCUGUGCUGGAGGAAGUUUCGGGUGCGCAGGCAAUGCUGCGGUCCAGUAUGUUAAUCAAGGGUCAAACUCAGGUGGGUCUACUGAUAUUUCUUGGAUCAACAAUAGGAAUGGCCUUUGUGGAGGGUUUGUUUGAGCACAGGGUAAAGACACUGAGCUAUGGUGAUGGAUCUUCAAGAAUGUGGGAAGGGCCGCUCUUGGUCAUAAUGUAUUCAUUUGUGGUGCUUAUAGAUUCCAUGAUGAGUGCAGUUUUCUAUUUCAGUUGUAGAUCUUCUAGCAUGGAGAUCUCAGAUGGUGGAGGCAAUUCAAUUUUAGAAACUAUGGCCAUUUCUGCUGAAACAAUUGGCAUUCAAUGACAUUUCCAGCAUUAUUUUCAUUAUACCAAUUGAAUUAAUAAGAUGAAGAGGGAAGCCGUAAGAGAUUGUUCCCAGCAAAUUGUGUUGCCAUUGAGGAACCUUGGAAUAAUACUUCUUCAUAACAUUAGAUAUGAGAGCUACAUUGGAUA